AUGUCCCCAGAAUCAGAAGUAACAAUUAUCAACAAUGAAGAAAACAACACAACAAGCCUCAAUACAUGGGAUGGGGACGAUGAUCCCCGAAACCCCAGAAACUGGUCGACGGCGCGCAAACUAUCCAUUACAUUUUUAGUGAAUUUUGCAACGUUGAACGAUUCUCUCGCUUCAACAAUAUUCAGCCCCGCAGUUCCUCAAAUCCUUCAGGAAUUCCACAUUCACAGCGCCUCCCUCUCCUCCUUUCUCAUCUCAGUCCAUGUCAUAGGCUUCGCCGUCGGCCCCUUGCUCUGUCCGGUGAGCGAGGUAUAUGGACGAAGCCCUAUGAUGCACGCCUCAAAUAUGCUCUUCAUCCUGUCCUCGGUUUUGUGUGCGGUUAGCACAAAUGUCGGGAUGCUCAUCUUCGCGCACAUUCUGAUGGGGUUGGCGGGCUGCGUGCCAGCGGUUCUGGGGGGGAGGACAUUGAGUGUGUGGGCUUGUGGAUCGACGUUUGGAUCCGUGAUAGGUCCGAUUGCCGGUGGAUAUUUGGCCCAGAAGGCAGGAUGGAGAUGGACAUUUUGGCUGGAGGUUAUUGUGUCCGGAUUGACAGCAAUCGCGACCAUAUUCAUCCUAAAAGAAACCUACGCCCCCGUGAUCCUUCACAAGACACGACACCAGAACAACCCAACCCAAUUCCAAACCAACACCCAACUAUUAAAAAUCGCAAUCGCCCGACCCCUAAAAUUGCUCACCCGAUCACCCACCAUCCUCCUCUCAGCCUUCUACACCUCCACCGCAUACGUCUACAUGUACUUCCUAAUCACCAUCUUCCCCACAUUCUUCAGUGCGCGAUACCGCUUCAACGAAGGCGAAGUCGGACUCACCUACCUGGCGCCUAGCAUCGGGCUCGUGCUCGGGCAAUUCAUCUUCGGCCCAUUCCUCGACUGGUACCACACGAAACAGACCCGUAUUCGAGGAUACAGCCUUCCAGAAGAUCGACUUACGCUUCUCUUACCCGGCAACGUCUUCAUCGCUACAGGCCUGUUCUGGUUUGAGUGGUCCGCCCAAGCACAUACCCACUGGGCGGUUCCCCUGGCCAGCACCAUAAUCAUCAAUCUGGGCGUGUUCUGUGUGUUUACUUCUAUUCUGGCGUAUAUUGCGGACUCGUUUGAGUUGCUCUCGGCUAGUGCUCGUGCGGCGAAUGCGAUUGUUCGUUCUGUGCUGGGUGCGGUUUUGCCGCUUUUGGCUCCGAGGCUUUAUGAGGGUUUGGGGUAUGGGUGGGGGUUUACCCUGUUGGGGCUGAUUGUGGUGGGUUUUAUGCCGACGGUGGUGUUGUUUAGGAGGUUUGGGGGUAGGUUAAGGGUGGAUGCUAGGUUUAGGGUUGAGUGA
Molecule: messenger RNA, 1368 nt
Organism: Aspergillus sclerotioniger CBS 115572
Lineage: Eukaryota; Fungi; Ascomycota; Eurotiomycetes; Eurotiales; Aspergillaceae
Product: MFS transporter
Exons: 6
Coding region: 1-1368 (455 amino acids)
Biological process (GO): transmembrane transport
Molecular function (GO): transmembrane transporter activity
Source: RefSeq, a predicted model, not a curated record